CGGUUCCAUUAGCGAGCACAUUUAAGCCGUGGGCGCGACUCUCGCGCACCAGUUCGUGUCCUAUUACCAGAGAACACACCUCACUCCAACCACCAUGAAAGUCAAACCGGAAACCUCCGUGGGCAUGAUCGACCCAUCCCUGCUGCUGCGGCCGGAGAAGGUAUACGACGACAAGCCAGUGACGGCAUUCCGGGACUACUCUGUCGAUGACGAGGACCCCAUCAAGCAGCGCGUGCGCAGGACCUACUACACCAUGCACACACACACCACCGUCGACUUCGUCAAAGGCAAAAUGGAGAAGUGGCUCAAAUUCAACCACUUCAAGUCAACGAUAAAGGACGCACUGAUCCGACUGAACGAGCUCGUGGACGAGUCGGACCCCGACACCGACUUGCCCAACAUCGUGCAUGCGUUCCAGACCGCGGAGCGCAUCCGCCAGGACUACCCUGAGGAAGACUGGUUCCAACUCACGGGGCUCAUCCACGACCUCGGUAAGGUGAUGGCCUUCUACGGCGAGCCGCAGUGGUGCGUCGUGGGGGACACCUUCCCCGUGGGCUGCAAGUGGGGGCCCAGCAUCGUCUACGGCGACGACAGCUUCAAAGACAACCCCGACACCUACAACCCCAAGUACAACACGGAGUACGGCAUGUACGAGCCACAGUGCGGCAUCGAGCAGCUGAUGAUGUCCUGGGGGCACGACGAGUACCUCUACCGCGUCCUCGUGCACAACAAAUCCUCGCUGCCCAAAGAGGCUCUCUACAUGAUCAGGUACCACUCGUUCUACCCGUGGCACGCGGGCGGUGACUACCAGCACCUCAUCACGGAGAAAGACAACUACAUUAAGGAGGCCGUGCUCAAGUUCAAUCAAUACGACUUAUACACGAAGAGCGCGGGCAUCCCCGACAUAGAGGCGCUGUGGCCGUACUACGAGAGCCUCAUCGACAAGUACAUCCCCGGAGAGCUCGAGUGGUAGACACCUGCCCACCCCGCGGACAACACGCGACAUCACCGCCGCUUGUCACCGCCACCUGGCUUUGUCUAUUUGAUAUUAUAUAUUUGUAAAUAUUAUAUUAUAAAUAACACCGCAUCGGUUAUGGAGGAUAUUGUAAGCCAUUAUAUAUAUAUUCAUUUAAAUUAAGUUUAAGUUUUUGUACAUUAGGAUUCGUAUUCGUUGCAUUUAUCCUAAUUUAGAAUUAAUGAUAAACAUAGACUAAUAAAUAUACAUUGAAGUAA
Papilio xuthus (Asian swallowtail) is the source of this 1233-nucleotide messenger RNA. Its product is annotated as inositol oxygenase-like. The record is from RefSeq and is a predicted model, not a curated record. Lineage: Eukaryota; Metazoa; Arthropoda; Insecta; Lepidoptera; Papilionidae. The coding region runs from base 95 to 973 and encodes 292 amino acids. Gene Ontology annotation, biological process: inositol catabolic process. Gene Ontology annotation, cellular component: cytoplasm. The transcript is spliced from 6 exons. Gene Ontology annotation, molecular function: inositol oxygenase activity; iron ion binding.